Molecule: messenger RNA, 1428 nt
Organism: Trichoderma aggressivum f. europaeum
Lineage: Eukaryota; Fungi; Ascomycota; Sordariomycetes; Hypocreales; Hypocreaceae
Exons: 3
Coding region: 1-1428 (475 amino acids)
Biological process (GO): protein phosphorylation
Molecular function (GO): ATP binding; protein kinase activity
Source: RefSeq, a predicted model, not a curated record
AUGUCUCUUCUACCUGAAGUGGAUGCGAAUAUGGCAGUCGCUCAGAGAUCCUACGUCCCAAUCGGAGAGGUCACCACCCUUCUAACAAAUUCGUCACUAACUGCAGGAAAUGCUCGAAUUCUCAUAUAUUCCUACCAUGACCAUGGCAUUCUGAAUGAAUCACUUAUUCCUCCUGUCACAGAGCUGGCCCGUGGGAGAGAGAUCUCCGCUGUUUCCCAGACAACUCACGACGUAGACUUGACUAUCAAAUUUCCUACGCUCGACCUACAAUUCCAGAUAAUCUAUGAUCCUGGGAUCGAUGACUGUCUUUUUGUCAAUCAAUCAUCCAUAGGCGUACGACUAUUCAAAUUAGGUUCCUCUUACGCCCCAAUUGUUGUCGGGAAGACAGAAAGACGAUCGAUCCGGCCCGGAUUCUGGAGGGUUGCAGCACACCCGGAAUUAGAUAUUCAUGAUAUUUUCGAUUUUUUUUUAAACGAGAGAUUAUUCAAUGUCUCCAUUUUCGAACCAAACAUAUCGCCAGCAAAGCGAACUGCUGAUGGCCUACAGAUAGAACCAGAAUGUACGGCAUCUUCCCGAGAAAUUAUUCACAAAGGGGCCGUCCCACUUCUGGAUCUGAAGGAUCGGGAGACGGCUGCCAUCGAAACUCAGUAUGAUGACGGUUCUGGGACAUAUCAACUUCAACGCUUCGUGCAACUAGGUCCACUAGGCCUCGUUAAAGUCCUUGGGUACACUGGUGUGUCCGCCCUGGAUCUUCCAGAUAUCGUUGGCCGGUGGAAGGCAGAGAAACAACUACUUGGAAAUAUAAAACACAGAAAUAUUGUGUCGCUGGAGGCCUUCGAUGGCCGUAUUUUUGCACUCUAUUUAGAAGUUCUCCCGUUAUCUCUUGACCGCGGAUAUCACUCGCCCUUUUCGAGUUCCGAUGCUCAUAAGAUCCUAGUCGAUAUGACAUCCGCACUUGCUUAUUUAUCAAGUAUGAGAAUAGUCCACAAUGACAUCAAACCAGGUAACAUUGCCUACAGUUCUGAGCGCGGCGCUGUGCUUUUCGAUUUCGGCUGUGCUUGUUAUAUAGACGAAGAGUCGAACGGCGGAACAGCUUGCUAUCUCCCUCCCGAAUAUAUGGAGAAUAAAGGCCGCGGCUUGCCAGGUGACAUCUGGGCCAUGGGCGUCACAAUGCUGUAUGUGCUUCAGAAGAUCGGAUUUCCCGAAACACUCACAAAGAACUGGGCUUUUUCGAACCCUCAUGAGUUAAUCCGGGUUUGCGAAGAGGAAAAUGGUGCAAGGCCUCAAUUGAAGGAAUGGAUGGAGUAUCUUGAUAAUAGGAGGGCGGAUUUAGACCAAAAUGCUGGGGUUCAGAAAGCAGUGUACCAGAUGCUUGAUGGAAACCGGAAAUCAAGAGCUGUGGCUUAUUCUAUAAUACAUUCUACAUAG